AUGAGAGAAUCCAAUUACAAAUCCAUCGUAGGUAACCGAGCGGCGGUCUGCAUCACAACCUCGCUCUACGAUCGGCGCGCGCUCGACUGCACAUCCGACCGGCCGCUUGUCAACUCGCUCAACCACCUCACGUUUCUCGCGUCGUCUAGCGCCAAGGUGCGCGAAACUCUCGCGAACGACGGGGGGCUCGAGCGCUUGAUCGACAUUCUCCACGAGUGCCGCGGUCAGAGCACGUGCCAAAACCCCCAACCCGCCCAGGGCAGCCUCCUUGUGGCCUGGAAAUGGACCCUUGCUUUCCAGUGCCUCGUGCUCGUGGGCACCCGCGGGACCGAACGCAUCAGAAAGCGCGUGGUGGAAGCGGGAAUGAUCCCCAUAAUCGCCACAGUGCUUGACAACUACCUCUUGCAGCAUGCGCCGCCAGCCAUCCAUACCCCGGGGGAGCGCGUGCUCGUGGCUCCCCGCGAUCUUACCAGCGCCCCUGCCACGGCUACCGUGUCGAUGAACCUCACUAACCUCAACAUAUCCAACCCCGUACCCGAGCCGGCGGACUUUCUGCCAGACAGGCUCGUCAACACCCGCGGGAGACCGGACCAGCCGGUGCAACAGCAGUUGCAUCCCCAGAGCGUGCGAGCCUCCAACUCGGCCGACGAGAUCGAAACGAUUCUCCUCAUGAUGAACGACGACUCGCCCAGAGACCACUCGCAGCGCAUUGCUGCGCUCAUCGAAGACGAAAUCAACCAGGGCCGCACCGACUUUUCCCAGAUGCAGCUGCCGCGCGUCUUUGAGAACGGGGUCUUGAUUCCACGCGAUGACGAUGUCGUGUGGUCGCUCCAGCUUCUCGCGUUCAUCUCCAAGUACGCGUACCUCAAGCAAGACUUGCAAGAGACGUACAUUAAGCGGGGGAUGUCGCUCAGGGACGGCCCUACCCACACAUCCGUGUGCGUUCCGGGCCUAGAAAACGAUGACAUGGAAAAUGACAGUGACUCGGUGAUGGACGAUCUUACGCAGAGCCAGACUCAGAUGACCGGCCACCUCCAGUCCCAGCUGAUUGAGUCAAGCGACUGCUCCUCCAAGUUGGAAAAGGCCGUCUGUUUCCGCAAGAUCCGCAGCACCGUCACGAAGAAGAUGCAGUUUGAGCAGAUGCUCACGCGCUUCUCGUGUGUGCAAAAGGGCUUGUGCGACAAGCGCAAGCUCUCCGCAAAGUGGGACUAUGACACGUAUGACCUUGUAUCGGACGAGGACAUGGACCAUUCGUUGGACGCAUUGGAGAAGGUGAACAUCUUCCAACUCGUGGAGAAGUACUCGGUUAAGCUGGUCAACACCCAGGACAUGUGCUACUGGUCCGGGGUUGUGAUGCGCAACUCGUGCCGCAAGGACGAUGCGCGCGGCGGCGUCCGCCAAUGCGCGUACUUCGACUGCGGCAAGUGGGAGGAGUUUCCCAGACAGUUUGCCAAGUGCAGACGGUGCAAGCGCACCAAGUAUUGCUCGAAAGACUGCCAGUUGAAGGCGUGGAAUUACCACCGCCACUGGUGCGUGCAGAGCCACCAAAGUUCCGGAACCCAGAGUCUG
This is a messenger RNA of Babjeviella inositovora NRRL Y-12698, 1569 nucleotides long. RefSeq names its product Mub1p (gene MUB1). Gene Ontology annotation, biological process: ubiquitin-dependent protein catabolic process; establishment or maintenance of cell polarity. The record is from RefSeq and is a predicted model, not a curated record. NCBI's taxonomy places the organism in Eukaryota, Fungi, Ascomycota, Pichiomycetes, Serinales. Gene Ontology annotation, cellular component: MUB1-RAD6-UBR2 ubiquitin ligase complex. The annotation marks the transcript as partial. The transcript is spliced from 3 exons.